Messenger RNA from Bufo gargarizans (Asiatic toad), 1131 nucleotides. RefSeq names its product neuferricin. The record is from RefSeq and is a predicted model, not a curated record. NCBI's taxonomy places the organism in Eukaryota, Metazoa, Chordata, Amphibia, Anura, Bufonidae. The coding region runs from base 79 to 957 and encodes 292 amino acids. Gene Ontology annotation, cellular component: membrane; endomembrane system. The transcript is spliced from 5 exons.
CUAUAAAUAAUCUCCGGAGGCUCCCGGAAGAAGCUGCAUUGUCCCUGGGAGGAGAGGCUUCCAUGCAUUGCAGUGCCCAUGCUCGGAUACCUGGCAGCCGCUGCUGUGUGCCUGGCGGCAGUGCUAGUCCUGCGGACGGAUCCAUGGUCCUUCCCUGAGGUCCCCGGGUUGAGCUAUAUCUUUCCAGAGCAGUGCAAGGUGAAGGAAGGGCGGCUGCUGAGCCGGGAGGAGCUGUCCAGAUACCAUGGGGGGCAGGGCAGCCCCGGCUUGUACCUGGCCGUGCUGGGCCAGGUGUUUGAUGUGCAGAAGGGAAUAAAGCACUACGGGCCUGGGGGCUCCUACAGCUUCUUUGCAGGCCCCUUUCAGAAGAGCGAUUGUCUCGCUGUGGACUUGCAGCAGGGAACCCGGACUGAACGGCCAGGCAAAGGAUGCCUCCCGAGCCUACGUGACUGGAGACUUCACAGAUGCUGGCCUAGUAGACGAUGUGUCCGAACUCUCCCCAACACAGAUGUUACACCUCAACAACUGGCUCAGCUUUUACCAGAAGAAUUAUGUCGCGGUAAACUCAUAGGACACUUUUAUGAUGAAGAUGGAGAUCCUACCAAAGCUUUAGAAGAUGCUUUAACAGUCAUUGACGUUGGGUUAAAGUUAAAAGAGCAGAGACAUGAAGAGAAUAAGCAAUUCCCACCAUGUAACUCAGAAUUUAGCUCUGGGGCCAGCAAAGUGUGGUGUUCCAAAAAUAGUGGUGGAAUAAAAAGAGAUUGGGUUGGUGUCCCCAGAAAAUUGUAUCUAGCUGGAUAUGAUGGAUAUCGUUGUGUGUGCGUCAGGACUAAUGGUCCCCCAUCAGAAAAUCCAGACUCUAAAGAACACAAUGAUCGGGGAGAUCUAGACAAUCCAUCCCUAAAGGAAUAUAAAGACUGCAACCCUCUGUUUGACUGGUGCUGGCUUAAAGAAUAAAUGAUAUACCUAUAAUCCUAACUGGCUGAUAUUUGCAACAUGCUAAAUGCUAUAGUUAAAAUGGAUUCCUAAGGCUGGGUUCACACCUGAGCGUUGUGCAAACGCGCGUUUUACGCGCGUUUUUGUCGCGCAUUUUUAUGCGCGUUCUUUGUAAUAGUAAACGCGCGUUUGACG